AUGGGCCAAGAAUAUAGUUGGGCUGACCAUUGGAAAGUUUUUGAAUGGUUCAAAACUUCAAGUAGUUUGCAUCAUUUGAUUCUUUUAGUUCUUAUUGAACUAAAAGAUAGUUCAGAGCAAUCUCGUUAUAUCUUAGAAGAGAGUUUAAAAGAUCUAGAAUGUGAGACAAAAGAAAUAUUUGAUAACGUACAAAAAAGUCCUAGUGAAUAUUUAAAAAUAAUUGGAGAAUGUCGUAGCUGUAUAUUAACACCAAAUAAUGAAGGUUUAAGACAAUCGCUUGUAAAUGAAAUCCUGCGUCAAGAAAAGCUUCCUAAUGGUUGGUUGCCUUAUUUAAUACAAAUAACAGACUCCCAGCGAACAGUUUUAAAAACAAUGGCACAUCAAAAUAUUCAAGCAAGAGUUGCUUAUAUCAGAGCCAUUUCGAAACCUCACUUAGAUCAAAUAGACUCUGAGGGCUAUCACUAUACCAGAAAUCCUUAUUACAGACAAGUAAUGAAUGAAAAAAAUGAAAUAAAUGUCAAAUACAACGAAUUAUUGGCAAAUAACAAUGCUGGACGUUCAAAUUCCGAUCAAGGAUCAAGUCACGAUGAUGAAGGUGAAGUAACUUUACAGAAAAAAUUUGGAAAAAUGAAUAAAAAAUUUGAACGUGAGUUUGAACGAAUAAAUCAACAACUUUUAGAAAAUAUGAAAAUAAAUACUCGGAUUUUAGAAGAAAAUAAGAAAAUAAAUGACAAAAAUACGCAAUCAAAUGCUCAGAUUUUAGAAAGUGUGAAAGAAAAUAAGAAAAUAAAUACCUUGAUUUUAACCAGUACACAAUUUAAUGCCCAAAAUUUAGAAAAAAAUAAGAAAACAAAUGCUCAAAUUUUAGAAAAUACUCAAAAUUUAAAAUCACUUGAUUUUGAAUGUGACCGUUUAUCCAAAGAAAACAACGUUUAUAAAAAAGAAACAGAAAAUAUUAAAAAUCAAUUAACGAAUGCUGAGCAAAAAGCUUUAAAUUUAGAAGCUGCACUCGGGGAUGCUACUAAUGUUCGAUUGAGUGAUGAAUCCCCAAAUAAUUCUCUUCAAUUAAAAAAUGAUAUCACUAAAUUUAAAAAAUUAGUAGAGAAUUUUAUUAAAGUCAAAGGAAGACACGUACAAAUCAAAGAGCAAGCAGCAAAUGAUUUAUUAUUAAAAUAUAAGUUUAGAAAAAAUAACGAUACUUUUAAGGAUGUUUUAGGAUUCAUCCUUCAAAAUAUAAUAAUUGAUAAAGUACUUUCUGCGAUGCAAAAUUUAGUAUACAAAGAUGAAAACGGAAAAUUCAAUUGUUUAGAAUCAGCAAUUAUGAGUUGUACUGAUUUUAUGAUUAAGAGUACCACUGAACUAUCUCAACUGAGGAAUGGUGAUGAUCAUGUUACCAAGAUGACUCCUAUCAAAAUUCGACAACAAAUAUAUGAAGCACUUGCAUUGCGUGGAUUCAACAACUCUAAUGAUAAAUUUAUUAAUUCAAUCAGAGAUGAUAUUGUAAAUGAAAUGAACAAAUAUCGUGAAAUUAUAGAUGAAGACAGAAAAAAGAAUAUCUAUAAGAAUGCUGAUGAACUGGUCCGUACUGGUAUUAAACUGUGGUUUCGUUUGAAAAUUCAGGAGCCUGUAGUAAAUAUUGAAUGGUAUAAACCGGGGGAUGCUGUCGAUACCAAUUUCAUGGAAGGAACAUGGGAGACUGACAAUACAAAUAAUUUUGGAGUAGAAUUGUGUUAUUUUCCUUGUAUAUUAUCAAAAGGAAAAGAAACUGAAAUUUAUUACAAAUCUCAAGUUACAAUUCGAAAAAAAUCCAAAUCGUGGUGGCAAACCUAG
This is a messenger RNA of Entrophospora candida, 1830 nucleotides long. NCBI's taxonomy places the organism in Eukaryota, Fungi, Glomeromycota, Glomeromycetes, Entrophosporales, Entrophosporaceae. The record is from the annotation of a GenBank genome assembly.